Molecule: messenger RNA, 618 nt
Organism: Rhineura floridana
Lineage: Eukaryota; Metazoa; Chordata; Lepidosauria; Squamata; Rhineuridae
Gene: HINT2
Product: histidine triad nucleotide binding protein 2
Exons: 5
Coding region: 31-483 (150 amino acids)
Cellular component (GO): mitochondrion; cytoplasm
Molecular function (GO): hydrolase activity
Source: RefSeq, a predicted model, not a curated record
GCGGGUCCGAGGGGCGGUGCAAGAGCAAGCAUGGCGGCGCUGGUGCGGGGGACGGUGGGGCGGUGGCUGCGCGGUGGCGGGGAGCCGCUCCGGCAGUGGCGGGGUCAGCAACAGCAGAGAGCAUUUGUGGGCCCCCGAGGGCCUGAUGGGGAGGUGCAGAAGGCGCAGCAGGCGGCUGAGGAGCCUGGCCCAACCAUCUUCGGCAAGAUCCUGGAUGGCUCCAUCCCGGCUGACAUUAUCUAUAAGGACGAGCAGCACCCCUAUGGUGCUGCCGCUCUGUUUUCUUCCUUAUCUUCAGUGCGUGGCUUUCCGAGACGUGGCCCCGCAGGCUCCUGUGCAUUUCCUGGUGAUCCCAAGGCGCCCCAUUCCUCGCAUCAGCCGUGUGGCAGAGAGCGAUGCCCAGCUCCUAGGACACUUGCUGGUGGUGGCCAGCCAGAUGGCGAAGGCAGAGGGCCUGUCGGAUGGCUACCGUGUGGUGAUUAACGACGGGAAGCUGGGGGCCCAGUCUGUCUACCAUCUCCACCUCCAUGUGCUGGGAGGGCGCCAGAUGGGCUGGCCACCUGGGUGACCCCUCUCCCACUUAGGAAGCCACACUGGAAUAAAGACACCUGCAUUGGG